AGAGAUGACUGCAGACACAUCUCUUAGCAAUAAUUAGAACCAGGAGGUUUUCUGAAGGAGAGACCGAGGACAAAGGAUGAAAAGGGACGUUUAGGGGGAUGAUUGGGCUAAGUGGACUUUUCCUACUCGCAGUCCUCUCUCUCUUCGUUAUACAGUUUCUGAAGCUGCUAUGGGCGCGGACUCACUUCCCCCCAGGACCGACGCCUCUUCCCGUUAUUGGCAAUCUGUGGCUCCUGGAUUUUUCCCUUAAGAAAGAGAUUCUUGCUAAGGUAAUUAUUGGCAGUGGCUGGUGGGCAGGUAGGGGGAGGGGGACAAAGGCAUGGUGCCCGGGGUCAGGAUAACGUGGGUCAUUUGCCCAGAGCUUACUUAAGCAUUGUUUUGAUCAUUACUGUGAUAUUGGCUGAGCCCCCAGAGGACAUCUGGGGAGAGACUAGAGACAGUCAAACCUGUCCAUUUUGGUUUCUCUGUUUUCUGAUAUUAAGUUCAGAUUUCCACAUUUCUGUAUCAGCAUGCUAUUUUUUAAAAGUCCUUGUGAAAGACCUCUCCAGCAUUUUUCUGCAAAAAUUUCCUAAUAGACACACGUUUGCAAGCAAUUUCCCCUAAUGUAAUGCAUUCUUGUAUGUUAUAUCCACUAAUGUAUGUAAUGCAUCUCGAUGCACACUUUCCCCAAAUAUGCACAUUUCUGGGUCACAUUAUUUGACUGGGGAACCACACUGCAAAACUGAGAGAAGUGCAAAUUUCAAAGGAUAACUGUUUCGGUUCACGUCAUGGUUUCAUGAAGUGUGUUUUCAGGAGUUUCAUAUUAACGAGGGAACGGAAGCAAAUUUCUUCCCCACCUCAAGGAGGGUUGGACUAGAUCAGGUCAGCAAAGUGUGUUUAGAACAAAGUUAGUGACCUUCAAACUGGGGAAAACAAAGAUAAUUAAGAAGAGGAAACAGAAAGAGAAGAUUGCAAAACCUCUUACCUAUUUUAUUGGUGCCUCGUGUUUCUAUCCAAAUUCACUAUUUUCUUUUAACCCAGCAAAGUUGAAUUAGAAACCCUUCAUCUCCCAAAAGAAAAGAAAAUAAAUUAUCUGGGGUCCCUUGAUUUUUAUUUUCUGUAAAAAAAAAUAAUUUUUUUAAAAAAAGUUACAGGGACCCUGGAGAGCCACUGGCAGUCAGUGUAGACAAUGCUGAGGUAGAUGGACUAUUGGUCUGACUCAGUAGAAGGCAGUUUCCUAUGCUCCUCUCCUAGUAGGUUCCCAGCUGACUGUUGUAUGGCAGGGGGAGAGAUGUUUUGCCCUCCCCAGAAGGCACCAUGAGUCAGAAGGUUAUUUAAAAAGCAACUUGUUUACCGAGACGCUCUCAAGUUGGUUAAGUAGUCUUUCCAAAGGCAAAGAAGUCUUCUGUCUGGAAGAAAAGGACUCCCCAGGAAGGAGAGAUGGUAAUCUCCACACUCAUUUUCUGGCUGCUGCUUUAGUGCCCUGCAGGCAUAUAUAUCAUAGUCCAGUUUGGGUGCAAUGCUCAACCAUAGUUUUAGCGCUAUGCACAUGGUCAGCAUUGCGCCUCAGGCUGGAGUGCUCUCCCUAAUGGUGGGUGGGCUGGGCCCACGUCAAUUUGCACGCAUUUGCAAAUUGCAAAUUCAUUUGUAAGUCUGUAUAUGUGUGCACACAAAGAAUACAAAGAGGCGAAACUUCUCAGAAGUGCCAACCAAAAAAAAAGGUUGAUUACAGCUCAAUACAUUCCAGAACACUGGUUCCUCCUUUAGGAGCAAUUGUAAACGUUCAAAUUGUGCCUUUACGACCUUGUGUUUUGGACCACGAUUCCCAUCAGCCACAGGCAGCACAGUCGCCAAAGUCGCACUGCAGUUCACCAGGAGACUUUGCGAGGCAAGACUUUUGGGAAGCCCUAUGCAAGGUGUCUCCCCGUAUUGCCGGGCAGCAGCCUGUGGGCAGCCAGCCUGAUCUGGUCUUCUGAAUGCCAGCAGUCAUGGAGAACCUGGCAGGGCAGAUGCCAGCACCCGAGGCUCUCUCUAAAAGUACUGCAGUUCUUGAGGGAGAAGGCCCACCAUUGGUGCUCCAUGACUCAGCAAGGAGCCAGCUGUGGCACACCCAACCAAGCAGGAUACUGGCUUGGUCCUGGAGUGCCCAACCAGAUAGCUGCCAGCAUCAGGGACCAGAGCAGAAGUAGCUGCCAGGAAGGGCAGGCCUGCUCCAGGGUUGUGGUCAUGUGGCAGCAGAGCCUGGGCAGCUGGGAUGGGAUAUGCCCAUUUCACAGAAGGCCAAUAUGCCUCAUGGUAGGGCUGGCACCCCUUCGUCUAGCUGCUACUUCUCCACUCCAUGUUGUACAUACUAGCUGCUCCCAAUCUUGUUUACACAUUGCACUGCAGACAAGUAGAAGUUGUUACCACAUACGUACAUGAGUUUGUGUGGUUAGAGCAUGGUCUGAUAAUGCCAAAGUCUCAGAGUUGAUCCCCCUAUGGGACAGCUGCAUAUUCCUGCAUUGCAGGGGAUUGCAGAUGAUCCUCAGGGUCCCUUCCAACUCUAUGGUUCUGAGGCUCAACUAUAGCAACCAACUAGACGACUGUACAGCUCAAAUAUUUGUGCACAAGGUACAUAGAUUGUACCUUCAUUGAACGUUGCAUGUGAACAACCCUGCAGUGAUUUGGGGUUAAAGGACUUCAGGUUCCUGACCUCCGUAAUCUUUGUAACAGUCCUCUAAGGCAGGUCAGUGUCCAUAAGAAAGUAGUCUCCAAAAAUUUUCACGGUCAAGGCAAAAUCUGAACUCAGAGCUUUGUGGUUCACAGAACUGCAUAAUUCCCAGACCCCAAUCCUUUACUGAUCCCUUGCUAAAAUAAAAAUGCCAGAAAAAUGCCAGAAAAUCUCCUUUCAGCUCACUUCUUCAGCUGUGGUUUUAACCAAUUUUUAACCACACUGUGCAUAGCUAAACUAUGGAACUCCUUGCCACAGGAGGCAGUGAUGGUCACCAACCUGUGUGGCUUUAAAAGAGGACUGGGCAAAUUCAUGGAGGAGGAGAGGGCUAUCAGUGGCUGCUAGCCAGGAUGGCUAUGCUCUGCCUCCACGUCUGGAGACUGUACUGUUUCUGAACAGCAGCCGCUGGAAACGGCAGGAGGGGAGAGUUGCUCUUGUGUUUCUGGGUUUCUUGUGGGCAUCUGGUUGGCCAUUGUGAGAAGAGGACGCCGGACUAGUUGGGCCAUUGGCCUGAUCCAGGAGGGACCGUCUUAUAUUCUUGCUUUUUUAAAAAAAUAAAAAUGAUAAUGAACUUUCUAGUUAGCAAACAUCUAUGGAGACAUCUACACCAUCUGGGCGGGAACCAUGCCUUUUGUCGUGCUGAAUGGAUACAAGGCAGUGAAAGAGUGCCUUGUCACUCACUCGGAAGAGACUGCGGGAAGAGCGCUCUCACCUUUCUAUAAGGAUCUGAUGGGCGAAAAAGGUAAACACCAAUAUUAUUCUUUUCUUGGAAAUUAGACUAAAGCAGAUCUUUGGUGUCCUUCGGAUGCCUUGAACAAACAGGUGACAAGAAGAAAUUUGGUAAACUCCUGGCACAGAGAUACUGCAGAGCUGCAACUCUUUAAAUUCUUCCUGCCAACUGAGGUCCAAUUUCAGUUUUUGACAUCACCCCAUCUCUUUCUUAGUAUCCAAGAGAUAGAUAGAUAGAUAGAUAGAUAGAUAGAUAGAUAGAUAGAUAUAGAUAGAUAGAUAGAGUGGUACCUCGGGUUACAUACAGUUCAGGUUACAUACGCUUCAGGUUACAGACUCCGCUAACCCAGAAAUAGUGCUUCAGGUUAAGAACUUUGCUUCAGGAUGAGAACAGAAAUUGUGCUCCAGCAGUGCAGCAGCAGCAGGAGGCCCCAUUAGCUAAAGUGGUGCUUCAGGUUAAGAACAGUUUCAGGUUAAGAAUAGACCUCCGGAACAAAUUAAGUACUUAACCCAAGGUACCAGUGUAGAUAGAUAGAUAGAUAGAUAGAGAGAUAGAGAGAUAGAUAGAUGAUAGAUAGAUAGAUAGAUAGAUAGAUAGAUAGAUAGAUAGAUAUAAAUAUAUCUAUAUAUAUAUAUAUCAGAAAUAUGGAAUCCUGUUUCAGGGAUAUUAAAAUAAACUGUUUUCUUUAACACUUUUAUGAAUAGAAUAGAUGUUAACCUUUACAGGUUUGAGCACUAUCUGUGCAGAGUAUUUAUUAUAAACACACACAUACAAUGCUAUUUUUCUAGAAAAAAAGAAGUGCCAGAAGUCACCAUGAACACUUCCCUUGUUCUCUUCGAAUGGCAAUGGAGAGGUGCCAGAACUGAGCUGCCAUGUAGCAUUACAAAGAAUCUGUCAUUCACAUUUCUUUGUGACUGCCUAAUAACUUAAUUGUCACAGUCUGUACCUUCUGCAAUGCAUUUCCCUCUGACCUCACUGCUUCCCAUCCUGCCAGUAGCUGAGGAUAUCACUUUGUGCAUCUUACGAAGUGGACUGUGGUCUAGAAAGCUCACACUGGCCUUUGUCAACCUGGUUCUCCCCAGAUGUUUUGGAUGACAACUCCCACCAGCCCAUCCAAGCCACCUGGAGAGCCCCAGGUUAGCAAAGACUGGCUUGUGCCAUAGUUAAUUUGCCAGCCUUCAAGGCGUAUCUUUAUCUGUUUAGCCACAAUGGAUAAAUGCAAUUGAAAGAUUCUGUCAUUGCCAACAUUAUUGUGGAGGGCAAAAGAUAUAUUCGCCCGUCGUGUUACAGCUGCACUGCUUGACACAGGAAAAGGAUUUUCUUUUGUGUGACACAGGCAUUUAUCCUACGAACAACCAUAACUGGAAGCAGCAGAAAUACUUUGCUAUGAUGGCACUAAGAAGCCUUGGGGUGGGGAAGAAGCACCUGGAACACAGAAUUCACAACGAAGCCCACCAACUCCUAAUGGCAGUGACAAGCAAGGAAGGUAAACUCACAACCAGGCAGCUUUCAGUUUUUCAUUAUGAUAGCCCUCUCCACACGACACAUGAUCUGGGGUUCCUUGUUGCAAUGGCACUCGGAAGACAUCUGUGCAGAAAUGAAAGGGUCCAGCCCCAUCCCUCUGGAAUUCAUCUGACGGCUGAUGCACUUGCCAAAAUAACUGGUUAUCUUGCAAAGUGGUGGACACAGCUUCCUUGCAGCACUUGCCCUGCACAGCAGCUGUUUCCAAGUGAUUCAAUUGUCUUUUAAUUUGGGAUGAGAUAAGUCCCUGCCCAAUACCUUGAGCAGGUUUGUUUUGUGGCUGUGAACUCAUCUUCUGCCAGUUCUGCCACAUAUGAAUUCAAAGCAGAGUGUGGACAAAAUGAAACAAACGAGGUUUGCUACAAGAGAGAGGGCCUUUUCAGUGUUGGCACCCCAGAGGUGUCUGCCUAGUGCCAACAUGACAAUCUUUUUAGGUGCCCGGUGAAGGCGUUUCCGGUUGUAAAUGUUUUUUACUGCAUUUAAAAAAGAAACUUUAUAAUUUUAAAAAAAUAAAUGCAAAAUACAAACAACAUUGAACAUAUUGAUACAAAGGGUGGUGGGGGAAACUAGAAUAUAUUAGCGGGAGGGGAAGAAAAAGGAAAAGAAUACCCUACAUUAAUUCAUUGAUGAUGGUGUGUGAUUGUGUGUACCAUGCCACUAAUACUUCCUGCAUUCACAGGUUUAGCCUUUGACCCCCGGACCCCCAUAAACCACGCUGUGGCCAACGUCAUCUGCUCUUUGCUGUUUGGGCAUCGCUUCGCCAGUGAGGACGACUCUUUCAACCGACUGAUAAAAGCCACCUAUUUGAUCGUCUUCAUUCCGGCUUCUUUCAGGGGUGGGGUGAGCUUCCUUCUAUUCCUGCUCUUGUCCUCUUGAAAGCCGUUUUCCGUUACGCUUCCUCAAAUUAAGUGAAAACAGGGACCUUUCCGCUCAGGGUCCUUGUGUUCUCACCCCACACAGUGCAUGCUGCAAAACUCCACCUGUUUUCUGUGUCUGGCACGACCAGCUGCUGCCUUCCUUUUUAUUCUUUUGCAAGAUCAAUCUGCAUGCUUUGCAGAAACAUUGCAUUCUUCUGAGAAAUGGCCGGCCUCCCCUUUCCAGCACAUUAAGGUUAUCUCAGAGCCGUUUUUUGGCUCACUCGGAAUUAAUUUCACGACACUCCUCCUCACCUGCAUUUUCCUUUGUUGCCACAGGUAUAUAAUGUUUUCCCGUGGAUUAUGCGCCGCCUACAAGGGUCGCAUCAACAAGCGUUUGAAUACAACAACUUCCUCCAUGCCCUUGUGAAGGACGAGGUCCAAAGCCACCAGGAACGAUGGAAAGAAGGUCAAGAACCAGAGGAUCUCAUUGACCUCUACCUGGACCAAAUGGCAAAGGUAAGAACACGGCUUCUGUCCAGCUUCAGCACCAUGCCUGUCCUCCUGAGGCAAAGCGGCCUUGGCCAGGGCUCAGCAGGGCUACUGAGAACAAGCCGGGCUCUGAUGUUGCUUCACCCACAGCCAGCCAGCUUUAGGGCACAUUUAAAGCACUAUCUGAAGAAGUGUGCAUGCACACAAAAGCUUAUACCCAGAACAAACUUAGUUGGUCUCUAAGGUGCUACUGGACAAUUUUUUAAUUUUUAUUUAUUUAUUUAAAGCACUGUGAUGCUGCUUUAAGCAGCCGCAGAUUCCCCCAAAGAAUUCUGGGAGCUGUGGUUUGUUAAGGGUCCUGACAGUCGCUCGGAGGCCCCAAUUCCCUUCACAGAACUUCAAUUCCCAGAAUUCGCUGGAAAUUAGGGGUGGAAUCCCUACUACAGUGGUACCUCGGGUUAAGAACUUAAUACAUUCUGGAGGUCCAUUCUUAACCUAAAACUGUUCUUAACCUGAGGUACCACUUUAGAUAAUGGGGCCUCCUGCUGCCACCGCGCCACCGCCACGUGAUUUCUGUUCUCACCCUGAAGCAAAGUUCUUAACCCGAGGUACUAUUUCUGGGUUAGCGGAGUCUGUAACCUGAAGCGUCUGUAACCCGAGGUACCACUGUACUCUGGAAAUCAUGCUAGCAAGGCCCAUGAAGACCCCGACUGAAGUUGAAUGGGCCCUAAAUGUAGCACCUCCAUAUUGAUGAAUUGCAUUUAUAUGCCACUCACAGAACGUCAGAAGUCCUCUGGGCGGUUUAAAACUCAGUGCCAAAUACAGUCCAGAGUCCAAAACAAUUAAACUAGUUAGCAACAAUAGAAAGCAGCCGAAGUCAAACUAUCUACAAACAGGGCUGGUCCAUAUGAGGCAAGAUGAAGCGAUUGCCUCAGGUGGGACGAUCCACAGUGGCAGCAGAUCCAGCCUUCAAGGGAUGCCUCACUUGUAGCAACAGCUGCGGGACACUCCUUGGAGGCCGGAUCUGCCUUUCCCACAGCAGCACCCCCCUCGCAAUACCACCUCAACAGCAGCCUCUUGGUGAAUAGGAGGGUCUGCUGGUCUCCUUCCUCCCCUAGGAAGGAAAUGGCAGGGGCUGCCUCAGGGGUCUCCUGGGGGCUGCACCCACCUGGCAUGGGUGGGCCCCUUUCUCCCACACAACGGCCUUUGAUUCCUAGUUCAACCAUCGGGUCAGAUUGAUUUGAUUCUGCCCCCUGUGUGUCUGAUGUGGAUCUUCACUCCCUGUUCUUUCCUGGUGGGGAAGCCCUGCCAUUUUGUGGUUCACCACAGGGGCCAAAAUGUCUUUGAGCCAGCCUAAGCACAGCAGAGGUAAAAUCAAUUUUGAAGCAGCAAAGAGAAAAAAAGUUGGCGCAAGAAUUUGAAAAUAUCCGAUAAAUAUAGCUUUGUGCUUACCCUUCCGAAUGUUGCUGCUCAUUAUUUGGAAGCCCCCCCCCCCAGUUUUCUGGGGGGCAGGGAUAGGCUGGGAGUGGGGUAUAAGUAUCUGCAGAGAAAAAGGAGCGUUUCAGGAGCCCUGGCUGCUCAGCAACUGAAUCUCUAGCAACUGAAUCUUUGACUCAUGACCUGGCUCUGCCUCCAAGCCUGGCUGGCCACAAAGGCCAAGGAAACUUCACAAGCAGCUCUUGUUGGAUAGGGAUCCACUAAGCUUUUGUGCAUUCUGCCCACAGAGCAAAGAUGAGCCAACGUCCACUUUCAAUGAAGACAACUUGGUUCAAACUGUAGUUGACCUCUUGAUUGGAGGGACCGUGAGCACCACGACUAUCCUGUACUGGGGUUUGCUUUACUUGUUAAAAUAUCCAGAUGUUCAAGGUGAGUCACUCAUCAUCAUCAUCAUCUGCAUCAUGUUAUUUGCAAUCUGCCUUCCCAUACUUAAAACCAUGCUCAAGGUGGCUUACAACAGGAAGAGGUUUACAUCUGAUGUGAGGAAAAGGCUUCAAGAAGUACGCAGCCCAAUUGGACAAUUUCCACAUUAAUCAUAACAUGAUCUAAAAUAAAGAUGUACAAAAAAAUUAAUAUCAAUAACAACAACAACCCCCACUGAACUCCCAGGCCCAAGGGUCUGUCCAGCAGCCUCAGCUUUUGUAGCUGGAGUCAAUCAGUCUGGGCUCCACCCUCCCUGGCCAAGUGUAAAAAGGCUUGCAGGUCUUCCAGGACUCACAGCCAAGGUUGAGGCCAUUGCAAAGUGUGUUGCUAAUGUUGAUUCAUGAACCGUGUUGCCCAGUCCAGAUGCAACCAUGUGCAAGACUGUGCAUGCGACCCAGGAACAUCAGCUGGGGAUGAGCGUCCACAACUGUGUUGCAAUGAGAAUGGGAAUACCCAUGUCGCGUACUCAGAAUGGUAUAAGAGGUCAUUGUUUUAUGGUCCAACUUGUUUUUGCCAAAUGCAGGGCAGAAUGGAAUACGGUGCCUUCUUACCAGUGGUGUGGUGUAGCCAGUGUGGUGUAGUGGUUAAGAGUGGUAGACUCGUAAUCUGGUGAACUGGGUUUGAUUCCCCGCUCCUCCACAUGCAGCUGCUGGGUGACCUUGGGCCAGUCACACUUCUCUGAAGUCUCUCAGCCCCACUCACCUCACAGAGUGUUUGUUGUGGGGGAGGAAGGGAAAGGAGAAUGUUAGCCGCUUUGAGACUCCUUCGGGUAGUGAUACAGCGGGAUAUCAAAUCCAAACUCUUCUUCUUACAUCCCUAGCCAAAGCUGCACAUUGCAUGAAAUGUGUGAUCCCAUUGAACGUGUCUGGAUUUGGGGUUAAAACAGCACAAGUUGUAGAGCAGGAGUUCCAUAAACUCUUUUUCUCUGUCCCCAACCUGACCCUGUAAAAACAUGAUUCAGAAUAGCGGUUUGCACAACACAGCAACAUUCAAAGCAGUAACAGUUCACUGCACAUUUAGUCCAAAUCCAAUGAAAAUUGUUUAGUUUAGUUCAUUUGACAAAAUUGAUUAACUUGGUCCAGCACCCUUCUGUUGCCCCCUGGCCUCUUAAUGCCCCCCUAGGUAACCCCGCCCACUCCCAGUGGGUGGUACCACCCACACUGGGUCCCUCUGAUGCAGAGCAUGAUUAAGAGCAAGACUAAGUUCCCCCCCCCCUGCGUUCCUGCCAUAAACCACCGCUGCCCAAGCCACUGUUGCAUUGGAAUGGGACUCAGCUACUGGGGUCAGCAGCAACUUCAAGGGGGCAGGUUUUUUCCAGGACCAUGGACAGAGGAGGAGGAAAAUCAGCUUCCCACUUGCCAGAGUUUCAAUCCUGACUAGGCCCACCCGCUGCUGUUUAAAACAAAACAAGAAACACACCCAGGGACAUUCAAUACAAUGCAAGGCCCCCAUAGAGAAAACACCCAUAAGUAGAGGGUCGGUAAUACUUUUAUGAUGCUGUUGCAUUACAAUUAAUAUAGUUUUAAAUGCUGUAUUUUGCCAUGGAAAGAUUUUGUUUCGAACAGCAAUUUAAAAAAUAAUUGAAUGCAUUCAACAAAUAGACUAGCUAAUAAUGACUGUAGAAUAACAAAAUUGCACAAUUCAGUCGACUACAUGUGUGAAACUCCUAAAAUUACAAAGCAAGCUGACAAUGGUGCAAUCCCAGAUUAAAGAGCAGUGAGAAUUGAGUCAGACUUGCAAAGCAUUUUGCAAAAUAUCAAGAGAGUUGGAGGAAGGGUGUGAAUCUCCUGUAACAGGAGCCAAAUGAACAGGUCUAGGCAGAACCUUGAAGAGUUGGGUCUCACUUCCUGCUGAACCGCCGCAGGCAGAAAGUCAACCAGUGUAGCUUCCCUGUCGAUGUGUUUUCUUACCCAGAAAACUGCACCGGGGGAAAUUCUGCCUGCCAUGCGGCUGUGAAAGAAAUAGGAGAGCUUGAGGGUAAAAAAGCGGGGUGACCACAGCAUAUCGGUAUGGCCUGGGGCAGUAUGUUCUACAGCCUUGCAUUAACUUACAAGGCACAUUAACAACUUAGGGUCAGGAUACCCCAAGGACCACAAACUCACUAUAUCGCUGCCUGAUCACUGAGGUCUGUGGCAGAGUGAGUGGCCCUCUGUGGCUCACAGCUACAGCUUGCAACUAUCAGGAGCUGUACGUUCAGCAUUGUGGGCCCAAUCCUGUGGAGCUCUCCAAAGGCUGAGAUCAGAGAGGCCCCUCUCUGUUGAAGUUCAGGUGUUUUUUAUUCCAACAGGCAUUUCUGCUUUUAGGGUGAAUUUUAACUGGCUUUGUAUUUUGUAAUUCAGUUUGUGGAAUUCAGUUUAGUGCUAAGAGGCUCAUAUUGAGCAAUGGAAUGUUCUCCUCCUGCCAGGCACCUUCAGGCACAUUCCAGGGGUGUGUGAAUCAAUAUAUAACUUGUUGAAAUAAAGGAAUCAACCUUAUGACGGCCCAUUUUCCAUAUGCCUCAAGUCCAAAGGGUCCAGGGCAGAAAUGGGGAACCUGCAGCCCCUCCAGAUGUUGCUGAACUACAAUUCCUUUCAGCACCAGCCAGCACGGCCAAUGGCCAGGAAUCAUGGGAGUUGUAGUCCAGGACCAUCUGGAGGUCCACAGGUCCUCCACCCUUAAAAAUAAAAUUUUAAAAAAUGAAAAAUGAAAGACGGAGAGUUUCUUCACAUGUGGUGGACAUGUAAAAAAAUGAAAAAAAAAUGGGAUAUGAUUUAUAACAAAUUGAAAAAACUGUUUAAAUAUACCUUCCCCCCCAAAAACAGAAGCCUUUUUGCUGGGAUUGAUAGGAGACGAAUUAAGAAAAGCAGAUCAGAGACUGUUUAUGUAUGCUACGACUGCCGCCAGAAUCUUAGUAGCCCAAAAAUGGAAAACUCAGGAAAUACCAACACUAGUGGAGUGGCAGACAAAAAUGGUUGAAUACCGGUAUGUAGAAUUAGCAAAACUGACCCACAGGAUCCGUAACCAAGAGGAAACAAAGUUCAAAAAUGAAUGGAGUAAAUUUGUCGAAUAUAUAGGUAAUAACUGUAGAAGUUUAAAGACUGUAGUAGGAUUAAAAUUAAUUUUGUGACGUGUAUAGAAUGCUAUUAAGAAUCUGCGAAAAAAGAGAAAAUUUAAUAUGAAAACCUGUUGAGCGGAGGAAGUCCAUGCACGAUAGUGUGUUUAGAAAAUAAGUAGAGAUAUGAUUGUGGAAUGUUAGAGUAUUUAUUUUGUUUAUGUUAAAGAAAACUCAAUAAAAAAUAAUAAUAAUAAAAUAAAAUAAAUCCACGAGAUGGUAUGAGGAAAUGAAGACUAACAAGUAAGAAGAAUUCUGCUGGAAUUAUUUAUCUGCAGAGAAAAUCCAUGAGGAAAUAGACGCCGUUCUGAGACCUUCCCACGUCAUCACUUACGAGGACCGGAUUAAAGUGCCCUACACCAAUGCUGUACUUCAUGAGGUGAUGCGCCAUUGCAAUGUGUCCAUCACUGGGCCUUUCCGGAAAUGCUUGGAGGACUUCACUUUGCUGGGCUUCCCCCUUAAAAAGGUACAAGAUGCUCCUUCCCCCAAAGGCAGCACAGGCGGAAAGGCGGGGUAUGAAUAAACAGAAAAUAAAUAUAAUAAUCAUUGUGACCAUUAUUGGCACCAGUCAGGAGCUGGGAUGCUUUGGGUUCCUCCAGGCAGCCUGUUUAUUUGAUUACAUGGAGGGCAGACAAGGCCCUGUCUUGCAAAAAGGUUUGCCCAUCAGUUGUUUCGCACGAUUUUGAAUCAUGUUUCUCAUUUGUUUUUAUUUUGCUUAUUUAUUUAUUUCAUAGAAUUCAUACACUGUUCGAUUUUUUUUUGAUUUUUUUUAAAGCAGUACAGUCAUACCUUGGAAGUUGAACGGAAAGCGAUCCGGAAGUCUGUUCGACUUCCAGAACAUUCAGAAACCAAAGCACGGCUUCUGAUUGGCUGCAGGAAGCUCCUGCAGCCAGUCAAAAGCCGUGGAGGCCCGGUCAGACGUUCAGCUACCAAAAAUCGUUCGAAAACCGGAACACUCACUUCUGGAUUUCAAUUGUUCGGGAGCCAAUUUGUUCAAGAUCCAAGAUACAAAAAGGAUAAAAUAGUAAUAUUAUCUCUAGAAAGAACUAACAAGGAUGUUCUGAUGGCAACAAUCAAUUUGCAAACUCAUCCGAAGUAAUUCUCUCCUUCUCCCUUUUGCGCAGGGGACCCUGGUGCUGCCCAACCUUCACUCGGCGCUGUAUGAUCCAGAGUACUGGGAGACCCCCUGGACCUUCAACCCGGGGCACUUCCUCGACUCGUUUGGCCGGUUUGCGAGCAAUAAAGCCUUCUUGCCUUUUUCAACAGGUAACGAACCCACUCCUUCUCCUUCCCAGGAUGCAGAUUUAAUGGUGAAAUCCCAUACCAUGGUGGUGAUGAUGAUGAUAAUUAAUUAUUAUUAUUAUUAUUAUUAUUAUUAUUAUUAUUAUUAUUAUUAUUAAUACCCCGCCCAUCUGGCUGGGUUUCUCCAGCUACUCUGGGUGGCUCCCAACAGAAAAUUAAAAGCACACUAAAACUUCAAACAUUAAAAACUUCCCUGAACAGGAAUGCCUUCAGAUGUCUUGUAAAAGUCAGGUGGUUGUUUAUUUCCUUGACAUCUGAUGGGAGGGCGAGCGCCACUACCAAGAAGGCCCUCUGCCUGGUUCUCUGUAACCGCGCAGUGAGGGAACCACCAGAAGGCCCUUGGAGGUGGACCUUAGUGUCCAGGCUGAAUGUUGGGGGUGGAGAUGCUCCUUCAGAUAUACAGGACCAAGGCCGUUUAGGGCUUUAAAGGUCAGCACCAACACUUUGAAUUGUGCUCAGAAACGUACUGGCAGCCAAUGUAGGCCUUUCAGGACAAGUGUUAUAUGGUCUCAGCGGCUUCCGAGUUAAACAGACCACCUUUGAUGAUAAUUGGGUAACAUCAAAUGAGCAUGACCAACACAGUAGGCAAGGGCUUGGAAUUGUGUCUUUCUUUCAUGGAAGCGAUUCUGUUCCUUCGAUUCUCCUGCAGGGCGCCGGUCCUGCGUGGGAGAACCUUUGGCAAGGAUUGAGCUUUUCAUCUUCUUCGCUAACCUGCUGCGUGCCUUCAAGUUCCACCUUCCAGACGCAGAAAAGGAAGUCAACAUGGAAGCCAUUAAUGUAGGUACCUGUCAGCCGCACCCGUAUAGGAUCCUCGCAAUUCCACGCUAACCCAACCUGGCUGCAAUUUCCUUCCAGGAGAGCUGGGUGGGCCAGAUGGGGAGCUGUUGGAAGAGCCCGUGUCAUCCAUUCUCAUUGCCAGCAGUGGCUCGCAAGCUUCUUAGAGCUGCCACCCUCAACCUUAGUUACCUGUUGCUCAGGUGAACUUCAGCUUGCACCAGGAGAAGCCUCCCGGAAAGAAUCAAUGAAUGGCCAUCUUCUCCCUCUCUCCAGGUGAGAGAUGGAGAAGUGGCUGAGAGAGAAAACCCAGGUGGGAGCUGGGAGGAAAGGCAGCCACAGGUGACAGGUGUGGCUUCCACCCAAGGCUUGCGGGUUAAUUGCAGCGAACUUUCUGGAAUAACAAUUCUGCACCUCCCCCAAUUCUUAUGCUGCCAUUUUAUUUCUUUGUUAGGCAUUCUUCUCUCUCCUGUUCAUUUUUAAGUGACUAAAUUAGGUUAGUUUAUUCGUAGUGUUUUAUACAACUCAGUAGGGAUUGGUUCCUUUGCAUUUAUUGACAGUAUUAAAUCUAAUUGUUCCUAGUAUGUCUCUUGAAAUGUUAUCCUGACUCUUUGGGAACCGUUUUGUGGAGAUCACACUUUGUGAACCCGACGGAAGUGGGCUGAGGUUCAUAAAAGCUUGUGCCAUAAUAAAUGUGUUUAUUAAGUG
This is a messenger RNA of Podarcis lilfordi (Lilford's wall lizard), 14081 nucleotides long. The record is from the annotation of a GenBank genome assembly. NCBI's taxonomy places the organism in Eukaryota, Metazoa, Chordata, Lepidosauria, Squamata, Lacertidae.